GUGUCAACUGUCGUUCUGAGCUGAGAUUACUUAAGUAAAAAUACCGGUCAAAGUUCAAUAAAAUUUGAAUAACUCACUGAAAAAAGUAUUCUGCAAUAAAAUAAUAUAGAUAAUACAGUUUGUUUUAAAUUGAAUAUAGGCUAUAAAAGUACUUGACUGAUCAAUAUUAAUUUAAUUUCCAUGAUAAACGUUUCCUAUAAAUUUUAAAGUUUCAAGUGUAUGGCAUCAUGAUCAUGGCAAUCAAUACUAGAACUUUAAUUAAUUCAUUGCUCUAAGGUGUUGGUGUUUCUUUCACAUUUAGCCUAAUUUAGUCGCAAAAUGUUUUUCAUUAACAAUGUUUUUGUAUUUUUAAGUUUUGUUUCGAUGUCAACUUCAAUGAAAAACUUUGAAGAUACUCUGGGACACAUUAACACCAAGUCGAAUGCUGAAACACAACAGAAAGCUGUUGAAGAUUUGAUCAAGAGACUUCUACCUGGCGCAGCAUAUCUGUUCAAAGUUAACAUUGAUCCGCAUUUAUCAGAUCAGAUUGGAAAAGAUAAAUUCACGGUUUGCAAAGUAGCAAAUGAUAUACACGUAACAAUAAGUGCUACAACUGGGGUAGCAGCAGCCUGGGGUUUCCAUCAUUACUUGAAGUACUACUGUCACUGUCAUGUGUCUUGGGACGCUGAUCAGCUCAAACUCCCACAUCUGCUACCGGAAGCCAAUUUCACAGAGAUGGCUAAUGAUCGAUUCCGUUAUUAUCAGAAUGUAUGUACAUCAUCCUAUAGUUUUGUUUGGUGGUCCAAAGAAAGAUGGGUGCGUGAAAUUGAUUGGAUGGCAAUGAAUGGCAUUAAUUUAGCACUAGCCUUCAAUGCACAGGAGGCCAUCUGGAGAGAAGUUUACUUGGAUCUGGGUUUGACUGAGGAAGAAAUCGCUGAACAUUUCACUGGUCCUGCAUUUAGCGCUUGGGGACGUAUGGGAAAUAUAAGAGGAUGGGCAGGACCUCUGUCAUCAGCCUGGCAUAGUAAAUCAAUAGUGCUUCAAAAACUUAUAUUGAAACAGAUGAGAAAUAUAGGUAUCAUUCCUAUACUGCCUGCUUUUGCAGGACAAGUUCCAGUUGCAUUUAAGAGAUUAUUCCCAAAUGCAUCUUUGGAAACUCUACAAAAAUGGAACAGAUUUCAAGAUGAAUACUGCUGCCCAUUGUUACUAUCACCAGAAGACCCGCUCUUUCAAAAAGUUGGAAAACAAUUUUUGAAGAAGUACAUUGAACGAUUUGGUACAGAUCAUGUGUAUAACUGUGACACGUUCAAUGAGAUGACUCCUCCAAGUGGAGAUGUCGACUAUCUCUCUUCAAUUGGAAAAGCAACUUAUAAAGCAAUGACUGUUGCCGAUCCGGAUGCUAUUUGGGUUCUGCAAGGCUGGUUCUUACAUAGUGAUAAUUCAUUCUGGAAUAAACAAAGAGCUGAAGCUUUGUUUACUUCUGUGGAGGCCGGGAAGAUGAUAGUACUUGAUUUACAUGCCGAAUUGUUUCCACAAUAUGAGACUUUUGAUUCGUUCUUUGGUCAGCCAUUUAUUUGGUGCAUGCUUCACAAUUUCGGCGGAACAUUGGGCCUUCAAGGAUCUGCUGAGAACCUAAAUCUGGGUCCAUUCAAAGCACGAAUAUUCGCCAACUCUUCAAUGAUAGGAACUGGUCUCACCCCAGAAGGAAUCAACCAAAACUAUAUCGUUUAUGAUAUCAUGAGUGAAGUGGGAUAUCGUCAGAAACCAAUGGAUUUGAACCUAUGGUUCCAACAAUAUUCUAUAAGACGGUAUGGAGUGGAUAAUAAAUUUUCUAAGGAAAUGUGGACUCUUCUAAAGAACAGCAUCUAUUCUUACAAUGGACCGGUGUCCCUUCACGGAAAAUAUAUACUUGUCCAUCAACCAAGUCUAAAACUCUCCAAAAUUGUUUGGUUUGAUAUUUGUACUGUGGCUGACGUCUGGAAGAAUGCAAUUGCCUCAAUCAACACUUGGCCAUCAAGCACUGCCUUCACAGAAACAUUCAAGUAUGAUGUGGUGGAUAUUACCAGAGAGGCAUUGCGCUUGUUAAUUGAUGAAUCGUAUGAGAGAAUUGUUAGCUAUGUGGAUGCCAAAAACAUUCCACUCUACAAAAAUGAAACCGUAAUAUUCCUGUCACUAAUGCAAAGUAUGAUCGAAUUGCUAUCUUCCCAUGAAAAGUUCUUACUACAGAAUUGGAUAAAUGCAUCUAAAAAUUUGUCUUCAACAGCUGAGGAAUCAGCAAACUUGGAAAUGAACGCACGUAAUCAGAUAACCUUGUGGGGGCCGAAUGGAGAGAUAAAGGAUUAUGCAGCAAAGCAAUGGGCGGGACUCGUGAAACAUUACUACAAACCACGUUGGGAAUUAUUCUUCAAACUAAUUCUUGAAGCUCUUGAAAAUCAUAAGGGUAUUAAUGAGCACAUAAUUCGUGAGAAAAUAUUCAACACGGUCGAAAAGCCAUUUAGUGACUGUAAGACCAUGAUAAACGAGACUUAUACUGGAAAUCCGAUCGAAACUGCAAAGAAAACGUUUCAGCAAUGGCAGAAUAAGUUUAAUUGUUCAAAUGUUCCUCCCUUUACUACUAGAAUAGGUUGAGUGAGAGACCAAGAUAAUUAUAUUCUAUAGUAUACCUUUAACAUGAAAAUACAUUCCAUUAAUACGUUUUUUUUCCAAUUCGAUAGAUAUUUUAGUUCUAAUUUGAUAUUUUUUCUAGUUCUAUUUUUUAAUAAAAGACUAUCUGGAACAAGCUAAAUCUAUAUUAUUGAUUAUAGUCCGGGCGCAAAUGUUAGGAAUAAGGCACUCCAUGGUCAUUUUAGAGUAACAGCCAUGAAAGAUGUCUCAAUUUCUUCCUUAGGUCUAGCAUAAUAAUGAUCGUGAUGAUAAGUCGAGAUCACAGGCAAACACCUCAGAAACAAGAUGGCCGCCAAAAUUUUCAAGGUUUUGCUAUAUCGCUUGUAUUUCAAUAACCGU
Molecule: messenger RNA, 2982 nt
Organism: Nilaparvata lugens (brown planthopper)
Lineage: Eukaryota; Metazoa; Arthropoda; Insecta; Hemiptera; Delphacidae
Gene: Naglu
Product: alpha-N-acetylglucosaminidase
Exons: 18
Coding region: 319-2607 (762 amino acids)
Source: RefSeq, a predicted model, not a curated record